Molecule: messenger RNA, 1781 nt
Organism: Mercurialis annua (annual mercury)
Lineage: Eukaryota; Viridiplantae; Streptophyta; Magnoliopsida; Malpighiales; Euphorbiaceae
Exons: 3
Coding region: 69-1265 (398 amino acids)
Source: RefSeq, a predicted model, not a curated record
UAAACACGAUAUUUUUGUUGUUAUAAGUCAUACUGUGUGCCGUUUAUCGUUAAUGAAGAGUGAGAAAAAUGGGAAGGGAGUUAUGGGUUUCUCUGAGACAUUCCAUGUUUCCUAUAAAUUAUAAUUCUAACACUUUUAUCAGUAGCAGAAGAAGAAGAGGGUUUCGUUUUUCUGUAAUCAAGAAUUACAAACACUAUGAUUUCCAAGAUUUUCAGGGCUAUGCAAGACCCUCUCGCCUUUUAGAAGCCACAGAACCAAAAGUUUGCACAGAAAUCUCACAGGAAAAAGAUAGUCCAACUUUGAAGGUGGGUGGGUCUCGGUCUCUUUUCAAGGUUAAGCUACAGACAAGUAACGCCUAUGGGUCAAGCCUUAGCGAUCAGAAUGCUGGAAUACUCUUAUGUUUAAUAGACACAAAUGGUGACUCUAUAUUGCAGAGGAUUCCUAUGAUUUUGAAGUCCAACUCUGCAGAACCCUUGAACGAGGCAGGGUGCAAUGUAGUUCAUUUCCAAAGAGGUUCUGUUGAUGAAUUCACUUUCGAGGGACCAAAACUGGAACGAAUUGAAGCUCUUUGGGUCAGCAUUGAAUCAGGUCAGUGGAGAUUAGGUGAUCUGAGCCUGACAGUCAUUAGCCCUUGCCAAUCUACAUCAGAAGAAACAAUUCAGUUUACUGCUUUCGAGUAUGAAUUUCAAGUUGAUGACAUUUUACUUGGAGACCAGAGUGAAACAUCUGUAGUGGAGCUGAGACCCAGCCUUGUCUCAGAAUUUUCCGGGGUUGAUCCGUACAACUUGUUUUUCUCAACCUCUACCAAAUCAACAUCUAUGAAGAUUUCGAAUGAGGAAAGCAUGAGAGAGUAUGCAGAUCUAAAAAUAUCCUUAUUAUCUUAUGAUGCUGCUCUAAUUUUUGUUGGUACAAUAAUAGCAAAUUUCGCAGCCGGUGAAAAUUCAGGUUUUGCAUUCUUCAUUGGUGGAAUUUGUGGAUUCUCAUAUUUGUUACUACUGCAAAGGUCUGUUGAUGGGUUACCAGCUUCACCGCCCACAUCCGGGAAUGAUCAGCUAAAUAGAGGAGGGUUCAAGGGGAUAGUAUUUGGGUUGGCAUUGGCAGUAGGAUUUACCGCUCUUGCCGUGAAAUAUGGCUAUGGAGAUUUCGAGAUGAUGGUUACCCCUAAAGAAAUUUUGGUUGGAACAAUGGGGUUUUUGGCAUGCAAAGUUGCCGUGGUGCUAGCUGCAUUUAAGCCUAUUUCCAUGGAAUUGAACGAGAACGAAUGAUGCUUUGCCGUUUGUUCUGUGGAUUUUCUGUAGAAAAUAGAAAGUGCAUAUGUAUAUAUGUAUAGGGCCAAAUCCAUGUAGAGGCCCCUCUACUUUACACUUUUUUUUCUUUGGGUCCUUAUACUUCAUUUUUGUAUUAUCUGGUCCCUCUACUUACCUGUUUUUUAUUUUCAAAUCAUUUUUGAGUUUUUUCCAGUCCUUUUGUGUGACUGGAGGAAAAACAAAUUGUAAGUAGAGGGACUGGAGGAAAAAAAAUUGAAAGUACAGGGACUGAAAAAACUCAAAAAGGACCUGAAAAUCAAAAAUAUAUAAGUAGAAGGACCAGAUAAUACAAAAAUAAAGUAUAAGGACCUACGGAAAAAAAAGUAUAAAGUGUAGGGAUCUCUACAUGGGUUAAGCCUAUAUGUAUAUACAACAUGAAAAAAGAUUGAAAUAUAGAAAAACAGUACAUAUUUUCUUGUUUUGGACACUAUUAACUGAAAAUGUAUGCUAUGGAAGCUCGUAAACUUUUUCUUC